Messenger RNA from Doryrhamphus excisus (bluestripe pipefish), 1378 nucleotides. The record is from RefSeq and is a predicted model, not a curated record. NCBI's taxonomy places the organism in Eukaryota, Metazoa, Chordata, Actinopteri, Syngnathiformes, Syngnathidae.
ACUGGACACCACAAUCGCAAUGUUUUUUUUUUUUUAACAUUUAAAUGUAUUAAUAUUGGAAUAAUUUAAAGUUUACGAGACGGACUUUUAGGAACACAUUUUAAAGAUAACCCAAAGACUCGGAGCCAUCAAAUCAACUGAAUAACAUUGUAUGAACGAUCAGGACAGUAAGUUAGUCUACCCCUUUUUAACUCCUCUUGUAAUAACUGACGUGUAUAAUCACUGUGUUUACGCAGGCAAGUUAUGGCAGCAGAAUUAGACGUUGUGAAUCUGUUUAUAAUUGCUGGGGGAACGCUGGCUAUUCCUAUUUUGGCAUUUCUUGCUUCCUUCCUUCUGUGGCCGUCGAUGCUGAUUAAAGUCUACUACUGGUACUGGAGGAGGACUUUGGGUCUCCAGGUUCACUAUACGGACUGUGGUGGCUAUCGCUUCUGUUACUCCAGCAGAGGAAAGCCCGGGUUGAGACCUUCGAUUCUAAUGCUGCACGGCUUCUCUGCUCACAAAGAUACUUGGCUCACAGUUGUCAAGUAUCUACCCAAACAUCUGCACAUUGUAUGUGUGGACAUGCCAGGCCAUGAGGGCACGACACGCACCAACACAGAGGAUUAUUCCAUUCUCGGACAAGUCCGAAGGAUUCAUCAGUUUGUGGAAAACCUUCGCUUAAAUCGCAAACCUUUCCAUGUGAUUGGGACCUCCAUGGGUGGAAAUGUAGCCGGGGUGUAUGCCGCCAUCUAUUCCUCUGAAAUAUGUAGCAUGACUCUCAUAUGCCCAGACGGUAUCAAACACCCAUCCGAGACCAAAUUCGACAACCAUCUGCAAGACCUAGAACGCAGUAAUUUCACACUGAACAUCCCACUGAUCCCAACUACACCCGAGGAGAUGGAGGACAUGUUUAAACUGUGUUCACAUGUUCGCUUCAAAAUCCCUCAGCAGAUUCUUCAAGGACUAGUGGAUGUCCGACAGCCCCACAAUUCGUUUUAUGAGGAAGUGUUCAUGGAGAUUGUGGAUGAGAAAUCCAGAUAUGCCUUACAGGAACACUUGCAUCUCAUCACUGCACCUUUACAGGUUAUAUGGGGCAAACAGGACCAGGUAAAAUCCAGUCAUUUGAAAGCCAACAUGAAUUUGUGUGUACUUUAUGCUCACGAGUACAAGACAAAGCAUAAUAUUAACCAACUUGUUUCAAUUCUGGGUGGUGGAUGUGUCUGGAGCCGCAGUCAUUGCAGACAUCUUGCCUGCAUGCAGAGUGGACCUGCUGGAGAACUGCGGCCACUCUGUGGUGAUGGAGAGGCCUUGUCGCACAGCCAAACUCAUCCUGGAGUUCAUUAUAUUGCAGCAAGAUGCAAGAGGUGGCAUGAAGAAAUCAUCCUGAAAUAACAUUUGC